UUUACAAGCCGUAAACCAUUUCUCAUAUCACAAAACUUUCAGGCAAAAAAGAAAAACAUGGCGGAAUCAAAAAAAAUCUUCAUCGUUUUUAUUAUUUGUCUCUUAUGCACAUUGUUGGUGAGCGUCUCUGGAAUACAGGCCAAUCCAUCAUGCACGACAUCGAUAGAAUGUGAGUUGGUGUGUUUUAGAAGAACAGGGAGAAUAGAUGGUGUAUGUGAGGGUGGAAUGUGCGCUUGUCUGUCCCCAAAACCCAAGACGGAGCUGACCAAGACCAUACUGUGCAAGAAGGACCGUGACUGUCCCAGUUCUAGUGAAUGCCCUAAAGACUUCUAUUACUCUUGUCUUCAUGGAGAAUGUACUUGCAUUGCAGUAUAA
Molecule: messenger RNA, 375 nt
Organism: Brassica oleracea var. oleracea
Lineage: Eukaryota; Viridiplantae; Streptophyta; Magnoliopsida; Brassicales; Brassicaceae
Product: defensin-like protein 290
Exons: 2
Coding region: 58-375 (105 amino acids)
Source: RefSeq, a predicted model, not a curated record